This is a messenger RNA of Saccostrea cuccullata (small rock oyster), 3235 nucleotides long. RefSeq names its product bifunctional 3'-5' exonuclease/ATP-dependent helicase WRN-like. The coding region runs from base 320 to 1249 and encodes 309 amino acids. The transcript has 3 exons. Gene Ontology annotation, molecular function: four-way junction helicase activity; 3'-5' DNA helicase activity. The record is from RefSeq and is a predicted model, not a curated record. Gene Ontology annotation, biological process: double-strand break repair via homologous recombination. Gene Ontology annotation, cellular component: nucleus; cytoplasm; chromosome. NCBI's taxonomy places the organism in Eukaryota, Metazoa, Mollusca, Bivalvia, Ostreida, Ostreidae.
UUUCCGUCGCACGCUAGAAAAAAGACUCGGAAGUAAGCGUAUGAAUAAUGCUCGAAUUGAGCAGUUUAGCGAAAGAAUUCGAAGUAGUGCGGCACAAUUUAAGUCCAACUAAAACGAGGUGUAAUUUGGUUAUUUCUGCAUAAUUUACAAAAAAAUGAAUUAAAAUUAUAUAGAAACAAAAACUUAUUGUCGUUUUAUUUUAAUUGAACUUACAUUAAAAAGAACUAUAACAUUGGUCAUUGCGUCAUUGAAAAUAUGUUAACAUUACCACGUGAAAUUUUAAGCAUGUUUCAGGAACAUCUUGAUUACGCUAAAAAGCAUGCUGGUUUUGACUUUGAUUUUAAAGAUAAACAGUUACAAGUUCUGGAAUCUUUGUAAAAUUGUAAAGAUACAGUUGUCACCGUGCCUACCGGAUAUGGGAAAAGUGCAAUUUUCCAAGUGUUGCCCUUUUCCAGAGGAAAUUCGAGUUACCAAGGCCUAUGAUAGUUGUUGUCGUGGCACCCCUGAACUCGGUGAUGCAGGACCAGGUGCAAGGUUUGUCUGCAAAAGGUUUUCCAGCCUGCUAUAUCGACAUAGCAGGAAUCGAGUGACUACAUAUACAAAUGAUGACAUCGAUAAUGAUACCCUCUUUGAGUUUGUGACCAUUGUCAAGAUGCAAGAUCUACUUGAGGGAAAAUAUUAUUUAAUAUAUGCACACCCAGAAACACUACUUGGCAGUAAGGGUAUUGGAAAGAUGCUGAGAAGUAAGCUGUUUAAAGAGUACGUUUGCUGCACAGUUGUGGAUGAAGUUCACAUGAUUUCAGAGUGGGGUUCAGAUUUCAGAAAGUCUUUCCAAAGGCUUGGUGAAUUAACCAUAAUAUUUCCUGACAAGCCCAAUCUUGCCAUGACAGCAACAACUACCAAGUCCGCCAUGGAAUCUUUAACCAAGAUAUUGCAGUUUAAGGAUCCAAAUUUUAUAAUAGAAAAUCCAGACAGGCCCAACAUUUUCAUAGAAGUCAGAGAAAGAUUACCAAAUCUGCGUAAAUAUGAAAAGCAGGAAAAAAUUCUGUCUCCCCUCGUUACAGAACUCAAGGAAAAACUCCUGAAUUUCCCUGUGACAGUAGUUUAUUGUGAUAAUUUGGAAACUGUUGGAUAUGGGUAUCAGUACAUAACUAGUGAACUUGGUGAAUAUCAGUACAUUCCGAAGGAAGAAAAUUACCGGAAAAUAGGAUUUUCGCUCAAUAUCACAAAGACUAUACUGAAAAAAUGAAAACUCACAUUAUCUCUGAGCUGAGGAAAGAGAGUCCUAAAGUUCGUCUUGUUUUGGCAACAGUGGCAUUUGGUAUGGGUCUUAAUUCGCCAUCAAUAGAAAGGGUAAUACAUACAAGGCCACCAACAACUCUAGAGAAGUAUUUGCAGGAGAUUGGCAGAGCUGGGCGCUCUGGACAGAAGGCCGCAGCCAUAGUGUAUUUUAAUAACAGUGAUGUUGCACCCAAUCGUACGGGUCUUCAAGCGGAAGUACGUGACUUUGUUAAAAACAGGACAACCUGCUUACGCAGACACCUAAUGAAAUAUUUCGGGUUUGAAGACAUAACACUCUGCAUUUCAUCUGACAAUUGCUGUUCAAAUUGUAAAGGAAGAAAUGACCAACUCUAAGAAUUUGUACUAUGUUCUCAGCUACUAAAAAGAGGCAUAUGGACCCUAAUAAUUACUAGUCUUUCAUCCUUUUGGGCUUAACCCAUCUUCACUUUGUUAGUUUUGUAUGUAAUCUAAUUUACAUGCUAGAACCUAGGGCAUAAAGAAAAGGUACAUUAUAUAAAAACAAAUAUUUCAAUUUUGAGAUGGUAGUCAAUACUAGUAUAUACUUUUUACUCACUCAAUGAUUCUAAUGAACUGUAAAAUCUGUAGUUACAUGUAUGUAGUUCAAAUAUUUGUUUAUUUGAAACCAAAUUCAUUUUCUAUUUGAAAGAUUUAUUUCACAUUCAAUAUAUGAUAAGAAAAGCUCUGAUAAUUGAAAAGGUAGAGUCUUCAAAUAUUAAACUUUUCAAAUCAAUUUUAUAUAAAUAAUAUGAACACCUUUUAAAAAACUAAAAAAGUAUGAAAUUACUUGUAAGUUUAAGAAAUUAACUUAAUGCAAAAUAUUUCCUUGCAAUGAUAAUGUUCUUAACUGUACAAUCGUAAAUGCAAAUAUGUAUAUUUUAGAUGCUUAUGAAGUGCUUUAAAUUACAUUCUCAUUACAAUUCGUAUUUUGUUGUCAAACUUGUAAGUUAAAUAAAUACACAUAAUUUAAUUAUAUCACAAUCCAUGUUCGUACUGUGUAAAUACAUGUGUAAUGGAAAAGAAACUUCAUGUAUCACUGUCUUCUCCAUCACUUACGUCAAUAUCAUCACCAUCACAUUCCACAGGAAAGUUCCUUAACAGUCUCUGACAGAUAGCCAUAAUGUCCAAAUGAAAAAUAUGUUGCUUUUCAAAUAACUCGGCAUAAACAUUAUUGGGAAUUUUGGCAUAAUGCUUCAACAUCCUUUCGGGUGUUCACGUUAAAGGCUUCAAGCAUCUGAAUUCCUGCAGAAUACAUUGCAGAUCUUCACUGUCAUCUCUUUUCUUGUGGGACGUUUCAAUAUUCCUCUCAUGAAUUUAAUUGUCAAGAUUUUUAACAACAUUGUUAAUUAUAGGGGCAGCCUUGCAGAGAUGAGAUUAACUAUAACAGUCUCGGUUUUAUUGAAUCCUAAGACUCUGAUCAGUUCCUUCAACUCUUUGACUUGGUUUUCCUUUCGCAUAUCACUGGGUUUAUUGUUCCUUGGUCCACCUUUUGGAUUUACGAAUGAGCUUGUGCGGACUUCUAAUGAAAGUCUUGGUGAUAAUAAAAUUUCAGUUUUUAAGAUAUAGUCUAUGCAUUCCACUAAAUAUUUUGAUAAGUUAGAAUGGGCAUAGAAAUAUGGCAUCAUCAAUUUCAAUGAAAUAUUGACUCUGAAAAUGUCACCUUCAUAUAUGGCAUCCUUCAUAAAUAUCAUAAGUAAAUAAUGUUGCAAGAAAUAAUGCAUGUAAUUGAAGAGGUCGUCUUCUUUGGCUUUGGACAAAGUUAACAUAUUGCCCGAUAUGUUCAGGACUACGACUUUCCCUUGCUCCAGACUUGAUUUCGGAAUCUGUACCUUAUAUUGUUUGUCACACAGGAUAUGAAAUGUAAUAUAUCCUUCUUUAGUUGGAACUUUUUGGGUCUCCCCAUUGAUGUCAAGAUAUUUCCACUUCCUUUUCUCAG